AUGGAGGGUUCCCGAUCUAUUUCGCCAAGUGUGCUGGAUCCGGUAACUAUAGUUGAUUCGGCGCUUCAAUACGGAGAAGUAUCACAUGUUUGUGUAAACAUGGACGUGGACUACUCACUAGGAUAUGGUCGCUUUUGCGUGAAAUAUUGUCAAGACUUCCCAGCAGCAACUGAGAAGGAGCUCGAGGAUGCAUACAACAAGUAUAAAGUCUUCUACACUAAACACCAUCGCGACAACCCCGGAAUAGCCACGGAUUGUUGUGAAGAAUUUCUCCAAACGCUUGGUAAACGAGAGAGAGGCAGUUGGGUGUUAUUAGUUGGAGCAGAGCUCCGUCGUAGAGACAUUCGGGGGUUCGUAGCAGAGCUAGGUUAUAUGGAGGCGGUACCGCAGAGAAUAGUUCGAAUGCAUUACGACAUGCGUUGGGGUUGGGACAUAGAGCAGAGUCGUAGCAAAGCGAUAAAUAGGAGGCAAACUAGUAGAUAUUUUACGGCAACGAAAUGCUUUCCCGAACUCUUUCAACAUGACGUUUCCGUUUUUGUUAUGCUAGCCUGUCUACAAUCAACUCUUUUUUGCACAGGUGGAGAAAAGACUGCGCUGCCAUACACAACAAGAUUAGAGGGCCUUGGUGGUACUAACCUGAAGACCUUUCUGUCUGAAGGAGGAGGUGUCGACGCUUAUGAGGGUAUUGAUGUCAAUAAUCCUGAUAUCUGUCCCCGUGAAGAGACGCUCCGAAAACUAGUUGAAACUCUCCAUAACAAACGUGUUCUACUUGUGCGAUCGCCGCCCAUGGCUGGCAAGACUUCGCUGGCGCAACUGUUAGAACGGUAUCUUCUUCGAGACAAUACUAUACGUGUUUUUCGUAUUUCGCUUUUAUGGUUGAGAAAAGUCGGCAGAGAAGCUUGGAUGUUUGAAGAAAGAUUCAAGGAACUAAUGAAUGGCACUACUUGGAGUCAGUUUGUGGAUGAGUGCAGGUUUAUUCAGACAUUUCUUAUCGUUGACGAGGUGCAGGUACUUUAUUCCGAAAAACUUGGCAAGCCUUCACACAAUGGUGGUGAUGUCUUUUGGAACGUAUUCAAGGACUGCAUGCAAUAUGCUAACCUCCGCAUUUGCGCCUUUGCCGUAUAUGGUUAUCGAGGUGCCUGGGAUGGCUCAGCUUCCAGUGGCACAAUGAACGUUUCUCCAAUUAAGAUCAACUCUCGAAAUACCUGGAGUUUGGAAGAGAUGUGUUUCACCGAUGAAGAAUAUCAUGACUACGUCUCACGCUUCUGCAAUAAGUAUCUUAACAUGAAUGACGAUGAUGCUUUAUGUCUUCAGCAAUACGUGUACAAUACGACAGAGCGUCAUCCAGGACUAGUCGCAUUCUUCAUGAACAAUAUUAAAAAUCAUUUCUCCCAACAACUGAAAUACCCGAGAGAGAGGGAGACGCUGACAUGGGAUAAGGUUUUCAAGUAUUUGAAGUCAUAUAAUUUUUGGGAUACAGUAGUGGAUGGUGUCCGUGCAUACACGAAGCUUGAGCAUCUGAGUGAUGAUGAAAUAUUGCUUUGCGAUGAUGUGUUUCGAUAUUCCGUUCCUAUUCGGGACGUCACCGAAAGUAAAUCAAAGCGUUUGAUCAAAACAAACAUGCUUGUCGAAAAAAAUGAAAGGCUCGAGUUUGCUGCACCUUACUUGUGUAUACUUUACAUGCAGGAGCGCUGGGGAUCUACCAACAGGGCAACGAAAGCUCCCGAGGAUUUAAAAUCCUUUCUCAUCGACACCUUUACUGUCAUGGACCCCCAGACACUACAGAACUCAUUUGGUGUUGGCAAAGACAAGCGGCUUCUAGAACGCACUUGGCAGAUGGAAUUCUACCGCGCUGCCACCCAAGUCCUCUCCAAUACUGUCUAUAUUUCUCCUGACGUUGGAGCGGAUUUCGGUUCGCGUGGAUUUGUAGACUUCUAUGUAGAUGAUGACCGAAACUGGGUGAUUGAGUUAUUAAGAGAUGGUGAAAGAGCGAAAGAGCAUGAGAAGCGUUUUGAAUCAGAUGGUAUUUAUGCUAAAAUCCUGGAGAGUUCCAAGGAAUCAGUAAUAAUUGAUAUUCGAAAUCCGGACCUUUGUAACAGUUCUCCAGCGAAAUGUGGCUGUAAUUGGAUGAAUGUAUAUUGCCAGAAAGGGUGGGAAUCAGUAAUAAUAGAGUAUAAAGGUAUGAAACAGGAAAUUAGACUCAUUGGAGAGCAAGGAGUGAUGUUAGAAGACGAUGAGAGAUCAAAAAAUUGA
Messenger RNA from Acaulospora morrowiae, 2253 nucleotides. The record is from the annotation of a GenBank genome assembly. NCBI's taxonomy places the organism in Eukaryota, Fungi, Glomeromycota, Glomeromycetes, Diversisporales, Acaulosporaceae.